Molecule: messenger RNA, 1557 nt
Organism: Owenia fusiformis
Lineage: Eukaryota; Metazoa; Annelida; Polychaeta; Sabellida; Oweniidae
Source: the annotation of a GenBank genome assembly
GUCGAAUGAUCACCCGAGAGUCUGUAAACGGAAGAGCUGUGUAUUUUGUUCUGUUUUAGGUCACUUUCCUUCUUUUAGUACAGAUAGUGCCAUCGCUUUUAUCAGAACGCUUGAUGUAUCGUGCAAUAUAAAAAGCCUACAUAGUAACAAACCAUGACAUUGACUGUAACAAAUCUUAUCCUGAGGGCUGGGUUGUUGUUCUCUUUGGGAGUGUUCUUUUGUCUGGUGCUUAAUCUACUUCAAAUUCAGCGAAAUUUCAUACACUUUCCCCGGGAAUUCUUUGACAGCAUUAAAUCAGCAUGGUGGGUGGCGCCCUCUUGUGGAACUGCUGCAGCUAUCAUAGGCCUUCUCUACCCAUGCCUGGACCAUAAGCUUGGAGAGCCCCAUAGGUACAAGAGGGAGUGGUCCAGCGUGAUGCGCUGUGUUGCAGUAUUCGUAGGCAUCAACCAUGCUAGUGCUAAAAUUGACUUUGCAAACAAUCUCCAGCUAUCGCUCUCUCUAGCUGGUAUGUCUAUAGCACUUUGGUGGCUGUUUGAUAGAUCUCGAAGUGGCUUUGGCCUAGGUGUCAGUAUAGCUGUUCUAGCAACCUUUAUUACUCAACUACUCGUCUACCAAGGCGUAUACAGAUAUACCUCCCCUGAUUUCCUCUAUGUGAGGUCAUGGCUUCCCUGUAUAUUCUUCUCUGGUGGUAUCACAAUGGGCAAUAUAGGCCGGCAACUCGCAAUAUAUGAUUAUGUGGAUGACAGUCCAACUUGUAGUGCUCGUAAAGAACAUACAGACUGAGCUGGCACAUUAUUCACCCACACAGCAAUACCACGCAUCACACCAAUAUGUGAACAGAAAUGUGAAACAUAAAUGUGAUUCACAGCUAAAAAUGUGAAUAAACUCUCAUUUUAAUAUGUUAAACAUGAAGUCAGAUUCACAAGCCAGAAUUGAAUACUAGCUCAGUUCAAAGUGUAAACUGAUUAUGUUGAACAUAAAAAUGGGACUCGCAUCCCAAAUGAGGGUUUAUGGAAACAUAAGGGAUUCGUUCCCAUUGUUGGAUAGACUCCCAAAAACGUGAUAUGACUGAGCUCCGAUAAAGUCCUAUGAAUGCUCAAUGAUAAUCUACGAACUCUGAAUGGCAGCUUUUAAUGCAUAGUUAGCAUUAUUACCAUGGUAACUAUAUGGCCCAUUUGGUAUCUCUGUAACUAGGUAGCUCAAUGUUUCAGCAUGAGCUCAAUGUUUCAACAUAAGCUCAAUGUUUCAACAUAAGCUCAAUGUUUCAGCAUGAGCUCUAUGUUCCAACAUGAGCAUUUUAUUGAGGGUCACAUAAUGUUGUACAAUGUAUGUAUUACUACUAUACCAUCUGUACAUUUAUAUGUCAUCUUAAUGUUUAAGUUAAAUGUUUAUUAACAUCACAUGUAUGAGUUACCUUGGUAACAACAAUGUGUAAGAUUUUACUGUGUGUUAUCAAACAUGUAGAACUUUAACGUGAAUCUCUACAUAUUGUCAAGUUACAAUGUAUAUUUUAAAGAAACAUGUUACAAAUCAUAUAUCGAGUUACAAUGGGCAAUG